Sciurus carolinensis (gray squirrel) is the source of this 2180-nucleotide messenger RNA. RefSeq names its product radial spoke head component 9 (gene Rsph9). The transcript is spliced from 5 exons. The record is from RefSeq and is a predicted model, not a curated record. Gene Ontology annotation, cellular component: axoneme. NCBI's taxonomy places the organism in Eukaryota, Metazoa, Chordata, Mammalia, Rodentia, Sciuridae. Gene Ontology annotation, biological process: axoneme assembly; cilium movement involved in cell motility; motile cilium assembly. The coding region runs from base 133 to 813 and encodes 226 amino acids.
AGAAGGGCUGGGCGGUAAGCGGUCCAGUGGGUAAAAUCCUGCUUCCUGCCUGACGGGGGGCGGGGUUCUUGGUCUCCGUGGAGACGGCUACUCCUAGCGACCCGACAGGCGUUGAGCAGAGUUGCUGGCCUCAUGGACGCUGAGAGCCUCCUCCUGUCGCUGGAGCUGGCUUCGGGCAGUGGGCAGGGCCUCAGCCCGGACCGUCGGGCCUCGCUGCUCACUUCCCUCCUGCUCGUUAAGCGUGACUACCGGUACGAUCGGGUCCUGUUUUGGGGUCGCAUUCUCGGCAUCGUCGCAGAUUACUACAUCGCGCAGGGCCUGAGUGAAGACCAGCUCGCACCACGCAAGACACUCUACAGCUUGAACUGCACCGAUUGGAGCCUCUUGCCCCCUGCCACAGAGGAGAUGGUGGCACAGAUAGCCAUGGUGAAGGGCCGCUUCAUGGGGGACCCAUCACAUGAGUAUGAACACACCGAACUCCAGAAAGUGAAUGAGGGUGACAAGGUCUUUGAAGAAGAAGUAGUGGUUCAGGUCAAGGAAGAGACCCGCUUGGUAUCCAUCAUUGACCAGAUUGACAAGGCGGUGGCCAUCAUCCCCCGAGGUGCCCUCUUUAAGACCCCUUUUGGACCCACUAAUGUUAAUCGAACCUUUGAAGGACUGUCCUUGUCUGAAGCCAAGAAGCUCAGCUCUUACUUCCACUUCAGGGAGGCUGUCGACCUGAAGAAUAAGACCUUGCUUGAGAAGGCUGACCUGGAUCCCUCCCUGGACUUCAUGGACUCCUUGGAGCAUGACAUCCCCAAAGUUUCCUUUUGACCCCAGAGAAGAUUUUCUGAUGUAUUUAUGACCAAGAGCUGCCAGGACAUGGAACGUGAGAACCCAGGGGAGGCGGUGGAGCCGGCCUCUCUGCUCACUCCUGUUGGGUCAUUGGAAGGCAGCUGGCCAGAACGGAGGAAGAGGGCGAUUGCUUUAUUUCCCCUUUUUAACCCAUUUGGCCUUCCAAAGGGACCUCUGCCCCACUACUCCCCUUUGUGAGAAACUGCAUGUAGGCUUGUGUGGAUCAGGGAUGAUCCUUGCGGGGCAUUGAGUUCGUUGCUGCCAGGCCAUGUUGGUCCCUGGAUCUCUGUGGGGUUCAUGGCACAGGGCCAUCCCACGCUCCCAGCUGCUGCCCCUGUUGCUGAAGCUCUGUUUAUUUUAUCUGUGUUAGGCUUCUGGGUGUCAGAUCUGAGGGUCCUAAUGGAUGGAAUCACCCCUUAUUCUCAAAUAAGUCCUGGAUGGCAGGAAAGGGAAAACAGAGGGGUUCAUUCUGACAUGACCCACCACUCCCCAAAGACCCCGAAGACCCAGCAAGUUAGAGAGGUAGACCUGAUCAACCAAGCAACCUGACUUCUAGCAACAGAUUGAAUUUGUUCUUUGGUGGGCAGGUGGGAGGGGCUGGAGAGGUUCUUUGCUGGGGGUUAGGUGGUCUCCAACAUGGGAGCCCCUGGAGGCGGGACAUUGCUGAUUGUCCUGCCUGUGGUCACUUGCUCAGAUAUGGAAGUUCCAGCUCUGCUCCCCUAACUUUGGUUCUGCCCAAGGAACUGAUGGCGGGAAGGAGGGCGGAAUGUGGCAGGACAGGGGGAGCCAGAAAGGGAGCAAAGGGCUUGGGGACAGAGGGAGCUGGAGAAGGAGCAAAUGAACAAUGUUCUGGAAAACAGCUUGUUUCCCUUUUCCAGCCUCCCUGCCUGCCCUGCCCACUGGAGACAGUUUAGAAUAAUGAGUCGUAAUUUGAUUACAUUCUCUUUCAGCCUAGCAGGGUAAACAAGGAUCUCCUGUGGAAGGAAGACAGGAGGCGGCCCAGACUUCUGGCUCACUCUCCUGGGCCUGGACAGGGGUUUCCCCCUCCAGUGGUCGUCUUUUCUCCCUCGGUGCGCAUGUUUGGACGACUUCAGUCCCCUUUUUCUACCAAUGUUUACUUUGUCCUAUAUCUCCUGCCCCUCCUCCACCCUCCCCUGUAAUGUCCUCACCCUGAAGCCUGUAUACUAUGUAAAUAUUUAAAACCAUCUAUGAUUUCCUGUUUAUUGUCAGUAUAAAUCUUGCGUUCAUUCAUUUAGCAUCUGUCCCCCUGUAUCUAUCUCAGGAGAGGCCUGAAGGCAAGGCCAUGUGUCCACCCUUCUCUAGGAGCACAGCAUUGCUCAGGUCAA